CCCCCCGCCUCCCGCCGCGCUCCCUCGCUCUCUCGAAUGUUUUCCUUCCUGGAAGAGAGAAACUGAAAGGCAGAACUGAGAAAGCGCUUUGCUCAUUGAUCUUGAGAGUUUCAGUGCAGAAACUGACGUGAAUUCCCAGCACUGAGCUCAGCCUCUUAAAGGAGCCACCAGGAAAUAAAAGCUCGGGUUACAGCCCGGCAUCGGGGAAAUAAAAGCCGGCGGGGGAGGGGCGGGCGAGGAAACCGGGGCGCGGGCCGAGCUGCGCGGGGCGCACAGGUCCGCCACCCCCAGGGGACGCCCCCGCGCGUGCGCCCGCGACCCUCGCGCCCCCCUGCGGGCCGAGCUGGGGCUCCCUGGCCCGAGGAAGACACCUUUAAAGAACGUUACACCGAGGCCCCAGAAACCGCAAAACAGGAUUGGUCACUUCCCUACCUGAAUUGGCCAACAUUAUAAAUGAGCUCCAUGCUGGUACAGACACAACCAGGGAUAAAGAUUCAACAGCUGGUGUAGCCCAGACCUAUGGGUCAGAGUCAACCGGGAGCAUAUUCCAGGGGGACACACAGACUCUCAACCCACUUGUGGACCAAGAUUCAACAGCUGGUGUAGCCCAGACCUAUGGACCAGAAUCAACUGGGAACAUAUUCCAGGAGGACACACAGACUUUCAAAUUCUCUACUGCCUCGGUGUUGGACAUGUCCCCCUUUGACUCUGUGGAAGAAACCAGUGAGGCUACAGACUCAGGAGCAGCUCCAGAGCCUCCUGCAAGAUGCUGGUGGUCCUGCUGACAGCGGCCCUGCUGGCCUUGAGCUCUGUUCAGAGCUCCAAUGAAGAGGUCAUCUAUGACCAGUCUUCCACUGAUAUAGCAGAGGAACAAAGUCAGAGUGGUGAUCAGCAUCCACAAAGACCACCUCUUGGAGGACGGCCACCUAAACCACCCCCGGAGGAAGAGGAUGAAGACCAAGACCGAGACGAAGACCAAGAUGAAGACGAUGGUUCACAGGAUGAACCACCCCAAGAAGGAGACCAGCAGCAGCCUCCUCC
Molecule: messenger RNA, 1041 nt
Organism: Chinchilla lanigera (long-tailed chinchilla)
Lineage: Eukaryota; Metazoa; Chordata; Mammalia; Rodentia; Chinchillidae
Product: proline-rich proteoglycan 2-like
Source: RefSeq, a predicted model, not a curated record